UCAUUUAAAGGGAAAGAAUCAUUCUGAAUCCAGGUUUUGAGAUUAAACAGGAGGAAGAAGAGAGAAAAAUGAAGUAAAGGAGGGUGAGAUUUUAUUCUGAGGUUCACCCUAAGACACUCUCCCUUAGCGGGAUCAGAUCAGAGACAGACGGAGGAGGCUGUGAUCGUCUGGAGUGUUUCUUCACACAGCGACUCGGCUGCUGAGCAGAGAAACGACACCAUGCCAACCGUCAAGAGCAAGAAGAAGAAACCAAAGAAGGAGGUGACUGAUGGAGAGGAGCAGGGAGAAGGGGUGGAGGUGGAGAUGGAGGAAGUGGCCAACAGGAGCCACUCUGACAGUAAAGAGCCUCUGACUCCAGAGCCGCAGGAUCCAGCACCACUCAAGAAGAAGAAAAAGAAGAGGACGCCUACAAUUGAUCAGGAAACAGAGCACGCAGAUGUGCCAAACGGUAACAUGGCCGAGCCGGACGCCGGCGGAGAGGAAAUGAAUGUUGCUGUAACCAGAAAGACAAAAAAGAAGAGGAAGGCGAGGACGGCAGAACACCACAGCAAUGAUCUCGGAGCUGAAGACGAUGAUAUCAUCACAGACGCUCCGUCGCCAAUCCCCCAGCAUUCCCUGUUCUCUGCUCCACACGGACACAGCCAGCCAGUUGGCAAAGUCUUCGUGGAGAGGAACAGGCGUUUCCACCAGGCAGAGCGAGUUGAGCAGCUCCGACACUCAGAGCUGAUGGAGGACUACAUGGACCCCCGACAGCUCUGGACCACCAGAGACGUGGCUAUGAAGGUCCACAGUGGCUUCAGGGUGAUCGGUCUCUUCUCUCACGGGUUCCUGGCUGGUUACGCCGUGUGGAACAUCAUUGUUGUGUACAUACUGGCGGGCGAGCAGAUGACCACGCUGCCCAACCUGCUGCAGCAGUACCACCCUCUGGCCUACCCAGCUCAGUCUCUGCUCUACCUGCUGCUGGCCAUCAGCACCGUGUCUGCGUUCGACAGGGUGAACCUGGCCAAAGCCUCCAUGGCUCUGAGAGGAUUCCUCACUCUGGAUCCUGCUGCUCUCGCUUCUUUCUUAUACUUCAUAGCCUUGAUCCUGUCCCUCAGUCAGCAAAUGACCAGCGAUCGUAUCCACCUCUACCCAACAGCCAAUGAGACGCUGUGGCCUCCAGGGUCGGAGCAGCAGAUCCUGCGGCCGUGGAUCGUAGUGAACCUGGUGGUGGCGCUGCUGGUGGGCCUGGCCUGGGCCGUUGUCUCCACCCGACCCGACAUCGACUACACAGAAGAGUUUUUGAUGACAAUGGAGGUGGAGGGAUUCCCGAGAGGAGACGAGAAUCUGGACAUACCUGCCUGAAAAACCUUUUCCUGUCUGUCUGUCUGUCUGUCUGUCUCAAACCAGCUAUCCUGCC
Molecule: messenger RNA, 1399 nt
Organism: Epinephelus fuscoguttatus (brown-marbled grouper)
Lineage: Eukaryota; Metazoa; Chordata; Actinopteri; Perciformes; Serranidae
Product: transmembrane protein 237A-like
Exons: 11
Coding region: 220-1344 (374 amino acids)
Biological process (GO): cilium assembly
Cellular component (GO): ciliary transition zone
Source: RefSeq, a predicted model, not a curated record